Messenger RNA from Syzygium oleosum, 1099 nucleotides. RefSeq names its product protein TIFY 3B-like. Gene Ontology annotation, cellular component: nucleus. The transcript is spliced from 5 exons. The record is from RefSeq and is a predicted model, not a curated record. Bases 163 to 864 code for a protein of 233 amino acids. Lineage: Eukaryota; Viridiplantae; Streptophyta; Magnoliopsida; Myrtales; Myrtaceae. Gene Ontology annotation, biological process: response to wounding; regulation of defense response; regulation of jasmonic acid mediated signaling pathway.
UUCUUUUGGGAAGGAAGACAAGCAAGAAACACCGGCUGUUGGCAAAGCUGGGAUUCAAUUCUCUCUCUCUCUCUCUCUCUCUCUAGGCUGAAGGCAGAGAAGGAUCCAGGUGAAGGAGAGGGCUGGUCGAGCGUCUUGUUUUUGUGAGGUUUCAUUCAAGAGAUGGAAGGGAAAUCUGGUGAUGUGAAGCCUGUGGAGGAGGAGGAGGUGGUUCAAGACAAGGCGAGCUCCGGGGAGGCCAAGAGCGAGAGCUCGAGCGAGACGGACGAGCUGCUUCUGGGUGGUGCCAAGAACGACGCCGCGAAGCAGGGCGACGCUGGAUCUCCCGAUCUGAGCAUGGUCCAGCCUUGGACGAACGGUGCCACCUGCAACAGGGCUGCGGCAAUGUCAACUCAGCUUACCAUCUUUUAUGGUGGAAAUGUCAGCGUGUUUGAUGCAAUCCCGCCAGAAAAGGUCCGUGAAAUCAUGCUAAUUGCUGCGGCAGCGGCUAAGCCUGGGGAUAUGAAGAGCAGCGGGAGCUACGGCCCCUCUUCACCAGCUCUUACAAGGUCCCCUUCACUGCAAAGUACUGCCACUGCUUUGGCUUCACCCAAGCCUCAGAUCCACCCAAUGCAGCAAAACCCGCUUUGCAAAUUGCAAGCUGAUUUACCAAUUGCAAGGAGGCACUCCCUGCAGCGGUUCUUUGAGAAACGGCGGGAUAGGUUGGUGAACAAGACACCAUAUGCAAAUCCAUCAGGAUCAAAACUGGCUGAAGACAAACAAAUUGGUCUCGGAACGAUGGCUUCCUCUGAUGUCAGUUGUGGUGAAAAGCCCCUGGUGCCUCAGGAAGAGAAUCAGCUGAAGGCCACAGCGCUGCUUGCAUGAGCUUUAUCUAUCUUAUAGCGUUAACAUGUCUUGUGUCAUUAUGUAUCUAAUGUUCGUUCGCGUGUUUGUGCGUGUGUGCCGGUGUUGUUACCCCGGAUGUUUCUGUGUCAGCUGCACUAAUGCAAAGCAUGUUGGACUCUGAUGUAUGACUUGUCUUAGGACACGAACAUGUUACUAGUUUCUGAUCGCCGUCGUAUUAAUGAAGGAUGGCUACGUAGUCGCGUCUUCCUUUGUC